AUGACCUGGAGCGAAUACCUUGCGAUGCGCAAGCGGCGCAGGCAGUGGUCGACGCUCACGACUAUCCCUACGUCUAUUGGUGGCUUGAUGGCUGGCGCUUCGUACUGUGCGCAGCACAGCAUGACAGCCGAGGGCGCAACCAUCUUUGGCCUCGACCCGAUGAUCAUGUACGGCGCUGGAACUGUUGGUGCAAUGGCUCUCGGCUACCUCGUUGGGCCCGCGAUCGGCAACACUGUUUUUUCCCUCACGCACCCCAAGCUCUCAAAGGGCAACCCUUCUCCUCUCGAGGUGAUGGACCGCGAGUUCUUCACGCGCAUCAAGGAGAGGCGAGCGGACCCGUCGCGCCAGAGUGUGAACAACCCAGCGCCGGACUAUUAUGGCGAGAAGAUCGUCUCGCUCCAGGCAUACCGCCGGUGGCUCAAGGACCAGAAGGCGUACGAGCGCAAGGUGGCGCACGGUGUGCCGGAGGACGAGUGA
Messenger RNA from Cutaneotrichosporon oleaginosum, 477 nucleotides. NCBI's taxonomy places the organism in Eukaryota, Fungi, Basidiomycota, Tremellomycetes, Trichosporonales, Trichosporonaceae. The record is from RefSeq and is a predicted model, not a curated record.